UUUGUCGUAUGUAUAAAUAGUCAGAGCCUGUCGUGGGUGCUUUCAUUCUCUUGUAGUGUUUGAAGUGACAUGAAAGUGACGACUUUGGGACACUGCAAUAAGUCAUGUAUCAGCAUGUCCAACCAAGCAACACAAAUCAUAUUUAUACCGAUGGACAUAAUGUGCCAACAAAAGCCACGAGCAACGGCACAGGGACAAUGUGCACCAAUGGGUCUCUUGGAACAGAAGGGCCCGAAGCGACAGAGACCGACUCAUCAGGGACCGGGCGGAUGCGGAAGCCGCUGGAGAGGAAUGGCUCAACGCAGAACGACACUGUUCACCUCGAGAGAAGGCUGGGCCUCUUCAGUGGGGUGGCUUUAAUUGUCGGAACAAUGAUAGGGUCUGGAAUAUUUGUGUCACCCUCCGGUUUGCUAAUUCGCACCGGUUCCGUUGGAGUUAGCUUCAUAAUCUGGCUUGCCUGUGGCCUACUGUCACUAUUGGGCGCCUUGGCAUACGCUGAGCUUGGUACAAUGAAUACCUCAUCGGGGGCGGAAUGGGCCUACUUUAUGGACGCCUAUGGACCGGCACCGGCAUUCCUCUUCUCAUGGGUAUCGACAUUGGUAUUGAAGCCAUCUCAAAUGGCUAUAAUAUGCCUUUCGUUUGCACAAUACGCCGUCGAGGCGUUUGUCACGGAAUGUGAUCCGCCGAGGGGUGUUGUGAAAAUGGUUGCAUUGGUAGCGAUCGUGAUGAUUCUGUUCGUCAAUUGCUACAGCGUUAAUCUAGGCAUGGCCGUUCAAAACGUAUUUACGGCAGCCAAACUUGUGGCAGUGCUUAUUGUGAUUUGCGGCGGCGCUUGGAAGCUAUUCCAGGGCAACACGCAGCAUCUGUCGAAUGCAUUUAAUGGGCCGAUGCCAAAUAUUGGCGCCAUUGCGACCGCAUUUUAUACGGGCCUUUGGGCCUACGAUGGCUGGAACAAUCUCAACUAUGUGACCGAGGAGAUUAAGAAUCCCAGCAAGAAUUUGCCGCGCUCGAUAAUUAUUGGUAUACCGUUGGUAACCCUUUGCUAUGCUCUGAUCAAUAUCUCAUACCUGGCAGCCAUGUCCGAACAGGAAAUGAUCGAGUCCGAGGCGGUCGCUGUCACCUUUGGCAAUCGCAUCUUGGGUGCACUUGCUUGGCUAAUGCCACUUAGUGUCACAGUCAGCACCUUUGGCAGCGCUAACGGUACACUUUUUGCUGCUGGACGCCUCUGUUUUGCGGCCAGCAGAGAGGGUCACUUAUUGGAUAUUUUGUCCUACGUACAUGUGCGUCGCUUAACUCCAGCACCAGGCCUCAUAUUCCACUCAUUAAUUGCUUCGGCAAUGGUUCUCCAUGGCACAAUUGAUUCGUUGAUUGAUUUCUUCAGUUUCACUGCAUGGAUAUUUUAUGGUGGCGCCAUGUUGGCUCUUAUCGUGAUGCGCUACACCAAACCCAACUAUCCACGGCCAUACAAGGUGCCAAUUAUCAUUCCGGUUGUGGUCUUGGUUAUAUCUGUGUAUCUCGUUGCUGCGCCAAUCUUUGAGACACCGCGCAUCGAAUAUUUGUACGCACUGCUGUUCAUAUUUGCAGGACUCAUAUUUUAUGUACCUUUUGUCAAACUGGGAAUGACACCACGCUUUAUGAACAAGGUGACACUGUUUUUCCAAUUGCUACUGGAGGUUGUGCCAACAUCAUCGAUGGCCAUGUUCGAAUAAUUACGUUCAUCAUGUGCUCAAUCUUAUCUAAAUGUUUUAGAUGCAAAUGGGGCAACAAUAUGUAUUUACUUUUGUAUAAUGUAAGCUGAAGAACAAACCAAGCAAAAACAAAACUACUAAGCAAAGCAAAGAUAUAUUUACACAUAUUGGUAGUAAAAAAAAAAGAAAAGAAAAAAAAAAGAAAAA
Molecule: messenger RNA, 1895 nt
Organism: Drosophila nasuta
Lineage: Eukaryota; Metazoa; Arthropoda; Insecta; Diptera; Drosophilidae
Gene: sbm
Product: L-type amino acid transporter sobremesa
Exons: 9
Coding region: 105-1709 (534 amino acids)
Biological process (GO): amino acid transmembrane transport
Cellular component (GO): membrane
Molecular function (GO): L-amino acid transmembrane transporter activity
Source: RefSeq, a predicted model, not a curated record